GAAACUGGGGCAACUCCACAGUUGCAGAGCCUGCCCAGGAAAUGGAAUGGUUUGCCAUGGAGUCCACAGCCGCUUUGACAGCGAAAGGCAAUGGCUCAUGUGUUUGCCAUGAGGAGCAUUUCUUCGGAAGUGAUGAAGAGGGUCGAAUUACUUGCGUGGAUGGUGUGAACCCUGUGAUGCAGGUGCGUUCUCUCUUGAAGGCGGUGCUUGCAAGAAGUGCAGCCCUGGAACCUUUAGUCUUGCAGCCAGCGGGCAGCGCCACGUGCAGUGCCUGUCCAGCUGGAAAGUUUUCCACUGGUGCCACCUGCAAGAACUGUGAGAUCUUGGCUUUGGAUGUGGUCCUAGCGCUGAUUGCCUGGAUCGCGGCAGCUUGCUUGUGCUUCCUUUGUUUGACCGGCUUCGCAUAUGGAAUUCCUGUAGCCGAUGUUUCUGCACAAGGUGCGAAAUUGGUGGUGACUACCUCCCUGGCUCACUUCCUUUUGACGUGGGCACGCCCGGAGGUCACCUUCAGUGGCACAGGGGUGCCUGACUUGGAUUCGAAACGCUUCUCGGUGAAGCCUUUGAGCUCAUUUCAGCUGACGUUGUCAGCGUCUGAGUCGUCAUUGGACACCUCCAUGGGACACCUGCACGUGAAGUCCUUGCGGGGGUUUCUUGUGAUGGGUUUCUGGCGCUGUCCUCUCAUUGGCUGGUGCAUUCUCUUUCUGGGCGUUUUCUCAGCAAGCAUCAGCCAAAUCAGCUGGUCGUUAACCCUGGUGGUCUCCUCCCUCGGGAUGUGCACUGGCGCGUUGGCCUUCGCACUGAGACGGAGGUGGGGCUGCACUCUGUGA
Durusdinium trenchii is the source of this 827-nucleotide messenger RNA. The record is from the annotation of a GenBank genome assembly. NCBI's taxonomy places the organism in Eukaryota, Dinophyceae, Suessiales, Symbiodiniaceae.